AUGCCUCAAGCUCAGCCGGAAUUGAAAAAAUACAUGGAAAAGCGGAUCUUUUGCCAAUUGAACGGCAACCGCAAAGUCAUUGGUAUUCUGCGAGGUUACGAUGUACGUCUUUUUAUCCUCUUCGAGUUCCUACGAUCCUGGAGCUUUGUCGUUUGCGCUUUCAUCUCGUCUCGUCUUGUCAAUGCCCGGGAAGUCGUGCGCCGACGGCACAUGCGAGCGAAUGUUCUAGGCUAUUUCAUAUCCCCGGGGAAAGGCUAA
Molecule: messenger RNA, 258 nt
Organism: Aspergillus melleus
Lineage: Eukaryota; Fungi; Ascomycota; Eurotiomycetes; Eurotiales; Aspergillaceae
Product: putative small nuclear ribonucleoprotein SmG
Exons: 2
Coding region: 1-258 (85 amino acids)
Source: RefSeq, a predicted model, not a curated record